Molecule: messenger RNA, 3615 nt
Organism: Pogoniulus pusillus (Red-fronted tinkerbird)
Lineage: Eukaryota; Metazoa; Chordata; Aves; Piciformes; Lybiidae
Gene: ERLIN2
Product: ER lipid raft associated 2
Exons: 11
Coding region: 60-1088 (342 amino acids)
Biological process (GO): SREBP signaling pathway
Cellular component (GO): endoplasmic reticulum membrane; endoplasmic reticulum
Molecular function (GO): ubiquitin protein ligase binding; cholesterol binding
Source: RefSeq, a predicted model, not a curated record
CGCUGCGCCGGAUCGGGGCCGCGCCGCCCGGGGAGCCGCUGCGAGCGCCGGUACCGGGCAUGGCCCAGCUGGGAGCCAUUGCGGCGCUUUCCCUCAGCUUCCUGGCCGCUGCCUUCCUCUCCGCCAUCCACAAGAUCGAGGAGGGGCACAUCGGCGUCUAUUACCGCGGCGGAGCGUUGCUGACCUCCACCAGCGGGCCCGGCUUCCACCUCAUGCUGCCCUUCAUCACGUCCUACAAGUCAGUGCAGACCACGCUGCAGACAGACGAGGUGAAGAAUGUCCCUUGCGGUACCAGUGGAGGAGUGAUGAUUUAUUUUGACAGGAUCGAGGUGGUGAAUUUCCUCAUCCAGAGUGCAGUCUAUGACAUAGUCAAGAACUACACAGCUGACUAUGACAAGGCUCUCAUCUUCAACAAGAUCCACCAUGAGCUGAACCAGUUCUGCAGUGUCCACACGCUGCAGGAGGUCUACAUUGAGCUGUUUGAUCAGAUUGAUGAAAACCUUAAACUGGCCUUGCAGCAAGACCUCACCACUAUGGCCCCUGGGUUAAUUAUACAGGCAGUUCGAGUUACAAAGCCAAACAUCCCCGAAACAAUCCGGAGGAAUUAUGAGCUCAUGGAGAGCGAGAAGACGAAGCUGCUGAUCGCAGCACAGAAGCAGAAGGUGGUGGAGAAGGAAGCGGAGACAGAGAGGAAGAAAGCCCUCAUCGAGGCAGAGAAGAUUGCACAAGUUGCUGAGAUAACUUACGGCCAGAAAGUGAUGGAGAAGGAGACAGAGAAGAGAAUCUCAGAGAUCGAAGAUGCUGCUUUUCUGGCAAGAGAGAAGGCCAGAGCUGAUGCUGAGUGCUACACUGCUAUGAAAGUAGCUGAAGCCAACAAGCUGAAGCUAACCCCCGAGUACCUGCAGCUGAUGAAGUACAAAGCUAUCGCAGCGAACAGCAAGAUCUACUUUGGCAAAGACAUCCCCAACAUGUUCAUGGACUAUGCUGGAAGCCAAACCAAGCUUGCAGAGGGACUGGCAGAAGGAAUCCAAGAAGAUGAUGUAGCAGGACCCAGCGAGGACACAAAACUACUUAAUAAUGUCAACUGAGAAGGAGGAUUUGGAGUCGUUUUCUAGCAGAACCAAACAAGAACUGGGAAGUUCCCUUUUGUUUUUCUCCCUUUCCCCUACUGAGAGGUGAAUCAGACUUGAUCCUUUCAGGCUUUUCUAUGAGAGUUAGUCAAAACCACACAAAACCCUUUGGUAUUGAUGGGUUUGCUUGGGGCUUUCUGCUGGUAACUUCUGGGCAGCCAGCUCCAGAUGUGUCCUCUGGGUGCUCCUCUCCCUGCUCUUGGACAUACAGACCAAAGUCUGGAGAGGUUCACCAGACGGCUUGGGUGGGUUCUUAGUGUUGGGUGGAGGUGGUUUGUAGCAGUUGGCAGUGAAAGAAGUGGGGAGGUUUUGGUGGGGAGGGAAUUUGCUGCUACAGCUUGGUUGGGCUUUGGGGUUUGGUUGUUUUUCCCUUGCUGGAAAUGUCAAAUACUUUAUUUUUAACCCCCUUUUUAAGAAAAGGUGCUAGAAUUUUGUACACUACCCCUGCCUGCUUGGAGGUCCAGGCCUUGUCCAGCUGGCAGGGCACUGAGAUGACCUAACAGUAGCAAAUGCACAAGCUCACCUUUUCCUGUGAGCCCCCUCGGUGUGGGGGCAGCUGAGGCCACCUGUGGAGCGAGUUAGAGAAGCUGAGCUGAAAUCCUGUAGCUUCCUGAGUUGCCACGAGGGGGUCAGAGCCUUACAGCUUGCCCCAUGCGAGUCGUGGCCCAAGCUGUUCUUUUUCUCCAUCUGAAGGUUGCUUUGUUUUCCCUUGGUCAUGUCUUUGGAGGUGUUCUCCCCAGCGUGCUGAUGGAGGCAGCCUCCUGGCAGCAGGGCACUGGGCUUGGCUCUCACUGCCUGCCAGUGCUGUCACAGCCAGCAGAGCUGCAGCUAGGGAGAGAAGAGGGGUUUGCCUCAGGGACCCUGCCUUUGCAGGAAGCCUUGCUGGAGAGGUCACUGCUUGAAUGACUCAUCCCAGGGUUGUUGCACUCUGUCCUCUGCCCCUGCAAGAGCAGCUCACUUCAGUGUUUACAGUGUCUGAGUAGAAAAGGGACAUUUAGGUAGCUCCCAACAAAUGGAACCAAGUUAUUGUUAGUUGGGGGUGAAAAAAAACAACACCAAAAACCCCAAACCUCCUUUCUGGACCUCGAUUUAGAUUAGCAAAGGGCACAAAACAUCCCAGGGCAAAGAAAAGAAUCUCUCCUCUCUGUCCAAAGAUCAGUCCUCCUCUUCUGGCUCAGAGCAGUGCUCUGCAGCACACCUUCCUCUUCAGAGAACCAAUUCAGCCUCCCUCCACCAGAUGCACAGAGGGUUUUGUUUUUGCACACAUGCAAAGCAUGAGGGAGUGUUAAAGACAAAAGUUCAGGCCUGGAGAGAACAUGUUGGGGUUUUUUUCUCUCCCUAAUCCAUCUGCCACUUGGCAGGAGAGCCUGGUGAUUAAUUGCUGUUACAAUCUGUGGCCAGCAUACCCCAACAGGAGAUGCUGGGAGGGGAAGUGCUAAGCUGGGUUGUCAGAGCAGCUCUGUCGCGUUUCCAGUCUCCUGCCCCAGUUGCUUGCUGCCUUCUGUACUUGGUUUCCCCUCUCAGUGUUUUCAAUGUGCUGCAGUCCUUUGAAAGUGAUCACACUAAGAGAGAAGUCUGAGGAGUUUCAGCUGCUGGUUCCAGUAUUUAUUGUUGGGGGUUUUUUUACUUCCAUUUUCACUGUUAACUGAGACUUGAGAGUGCAAACUAAAAGCCAAGCACCAGUUUGUAGUGGAGGAGAGUCCUGUCUGCUGUCUGUGGGGAUUUGCUGGGUACCAGGAGCUCAGGGAAGCUCCCACCUCCAGACCUGGAGAAAGUGGCCUCAGGUAGGCAGGGAUUCAUUCUGCUGACUUGUACAAAGAGGGCCCUGCAGGAGGAUUGUUUGCAGGGAACAGCAGAAGCAUGGCAAGGAGGUAAGAGACCUUCAGACCUUUGAGGAUGACCUCGUUUGGGAUCCUUCUGCAUUCUCCAUUAGUAACUAAGACCUGCUUUGGGACACCAGUGGUUUUCACUCAUGAGAAGCCCCAAGUAAGCCAAAAUGGUGUUAGAGAGGUCUGACCUCACAGUAAGACAAUGGCUUGGGAUGAGUAGGUCUCAGUAAUUCAGUUCCUUUUAACUCAAGACUUUAGCUGCUGAAGUGUUCCUGUAGCUGUUGCAUCGUACUGAGAGGGAAAGAAAACAAAAGGCAAAAUAACAAAGCUGAACUCAGAAGUCUUCACAGGCCCAAAUCCACUGCUGUGUUUUCAUUCAGCUUUCUUCACCCUCUGGUGUCAUUUCCUUACCUUUCCAGAGCAGGUCUGCCACUCCCUGUCAGUCUUUAUUCCAUGGAUCUGGCAUUUUGUCCUGGUAUCUUGGGAGAUCUGAAAUUGUGAAGCAGCUCUUGUCUGACAUAGGAGAUGCACUGCUGAGAGCUGAGAAGCUGCUGGUGGGAGCAGGGCAGUGCUUUAUCAGCUCUUCUUUGUGUGUUUGAAUUCGAAGCCUUUUUAUUUUGGUAUUUGCUAUGACAAUAAAAUGGCCUUGAGUUUUA